AACAUUUAGAAAAUAGGACAAAAUGUCAGGCCGACAGCUAAAUAAAAAGAAAUUUGAUCGCGUUGAACUUUGAAGCUGUGAAAUAAAUUAAAAUGACAGUCCAGCAGCUUAGUUCGAAUAUUUCUGACGAAUCGGAGGAUAUGGUUAGCUUACCUCCCGAAGAAGAAACUUAUAGGCGAAAAUAUCAGUUGUUAUUGGAACGAUGUGAAGUCUUGCAACAGGAUAAUGAACGAAUAGUGAAUAGGAUACACCAAGCGAAGACAGUAACUAAGCGCUAUCGUAAGGAUAUCAAAUUGUUGAUAGAGAGGUUGGAUAGGCAUAGAGAUGGGUUUAGAACAGCGUCGAUGGAAGUGGAAUCGAGACCCGAGGUGAUUGUCAAGCCAAAUCGCGCCACGAACAAACCCCAAACUAGUUCAAAGCAAGCGGAGAAGCAAACCACAGCAGGUGGCAAAAAAACUGGACCUAAGAGAAAAAGUAAAGCUGACAAGCCUGAAAGAGAUCCAAAUGCACCAAAAAAGCCUUGCAAUGCAUUUUUCAUAUUUUGCCAAGAACAGCGACCACUGUUAGUAGCAGAAGCAAAUUCUGAGAUGGGAACUGAGCUAUCUAAACCUGAAGUGACCAGACAGCUGGCUUCCAGGUGGAGAUCACUUAGUACAGAUGAGAAAAGGGUAUAUGUUGCUAGAUUUGAAAGAUCAAAGGAAAAAUAUGUUGAAGAAUUAUCUGCAUAUAACAUCAAAAAGGAACAAUGACAAAAGCCCCCUGAUACCACCUAAUUUUAAUGUGAUAGUCAGCUUUAAGAUAGGCUAAUAAUAAUGAAUAAUGUUGUUGUAAUAGCAACAAGAGAACUGUAGUUGAUUCUGCAGAAAUGUUCACUAAGAAAGUUGCAUUUGAGUUAGUGGUAAAGGUUUCUAAAAUGACAAUGAAGGUUGUAUUUAAUUUUUUUCACUUAAAUCUCAGUCUAGAUAGGUAUUUAGGUUAAUAAAUUAUUGUAAAACGUCAUUGAUUGCAUUGAAAUAAAAC
Molecule: messenger RNA, 1020 nt
Organism: Ostrinia furnacalis (Asian corn borer)
Lineage: Eukaryota; Metazoa; Arthropoda; Insecta; Lepidoptera; Crambidae
Product: non-histone protein 10
Exons: 4
Coding region: 93-749 (218 amino acids)
Biological process (GO): regulation of gene expression
Cellular component (GO): nucleus
Source: RefSeq, a predicted model, not a curated record